Messenger RNA from Phodopus roborovskii (desert hamster), 4439 nucleotides. It is a transcript of the gene Ace, whose product is annotated as angiotensin I converting enzyme. Gene Ontology annotation, cellular component: plasma membrane. Gene Ontology annotation, molecular function: peptidyl-dipeptidase activity; metallopeptidase activity. Bases 272 to 4213 code for a protein of 1313 amino acids. The record is from RefSeq and is a predicted model, not a curated record. Lineage: Eukaryota; Metazoa; Chordata; Mammalia; Rodentia; Cricetidae. The transcript is spliced from 25 exons. Gene Ontology annotation, biological process: proteolysis.
CUGCAAGAGCCCGACCUAGCACCAUCUCUCCACCUAGGCUACUGCCCGGCCCCUCCAGGCCUGGGCGCCCCUGCCCAAGGCGAGCUGGGAAUCUCUCUCCCCCGCCCCGCUCAGCUGGGCCCGCGCCGCCGGGGACUUUGGAGCCGAGGAGGAAGCCCGGAGGGGCGGGGAGGUGGGGGUGUGUCGGGAGGCGGCGGUGGCUGGGUUUUAUAAUCCGCAGGGCGGUCGCGGCGCGGGAGAAGGGGCAGCGCCGCACGGUGCGCACCGCGCUAUGGGGGCCGCGUCCGGCCAGCAAGGGCAGGGGCCGCCGUCGCCUCUCUUGCUGCGGUGGCUGUCUUUCCUGCUGCUACUGCUGCUGCCUUCGCCCGCUCCGGCGCUCGACCCUGGAUUACAGCCGGGCAACUUUUCCGUGGACGAGAUAGGGGCGCAUCUCUUCGCCGAGAGAUACAAUUCGAGUGCCGAGCAGGUGAUGUUCCAGAGCACCGCAGCCAGCUGGGCGUACUACACCAACAUCACCCAGGAGAAUGCGCGGCUCCAGGAGGAAGCAGAACUCAUCGGGCAGGAGUUUGACGAGGUCUGGGGCAAGAAGGCCAAGGAGCUGUUUGACCCCAUCUGGCAGAACUUCACUGACUCAAAGCUGCGAAGGGUCAUUGAAACUAUACGAACCCUAGGACCUGCCAACCUGCCCCUGGCCCAGCGACAGCAGUACAACUCCCUGCUAAACAACAUGAGUAGAAUCUACUCCACCAGCAAGGUCUGCUUCCCCAACAAGACUGCCACCUGCUGGUCCCUGGAGCCAGAGCUCACCAACAUCCUGGCUUCCUCACGAAGCUAUGCCAAGCUGCUGUUCGCCUGGGAGAGCUGGCAUGAUGUUGUGGGCAUCCCACUGAAACCCCUCUAUCAAGACUUUACCGCCCUCAGCAACGAAGCCUAUAAACAAGAUGGCUUUUCAGACACAGGAGCCUACUGGCGCUCUGCAUAUGACUCCCCCUCCUUUGAAGAGACUCUGGGACCCCUUUACCUCCAGCUAGAGCCCCUCUACCUGAACCUCCAUGCCUAUGUCCGCCGUGCGCUGCAUCGGCGCUAUGGGGACAAAUAUAUCAACCUCAGGGGGCCCAUUCCUGCUCAUCUGCUAGGAGACAUGUGGGCCCAGAGCUGGGACAACAUCUACGACAUGGUAGUUCCUUUCCCAAACAAACCUAACCUCGAUGUCACCAAUACAAUGGUACAGAAGGGCUGGAAUGCCACACAUAUGUUCCGGGUAGCAGAGGAAUUCUUCACCUCGCUGGGGCUCUCACCAAUGCCUCCUGAGUUCUGGGCAGAGUCGAUGCUGGAGAAGCCAACUGAUGGGCGGGAGGUGGUGUGCCACGCCUCAGCCUGGGACUUCUUCAACAGGAAGGACUUCAGGAUCAAGCAGUGCACACGGGUGACAAUGGAGCAGCUGUCCACAGUGCACCAUGAGAUGGGCCACGUGCAGUACUACCUACAGUACAAGGACCUGACUGUCCCCCUGCGUAGAGGUGCCAACCCUGGCUUCCAUGAGGCCAUCGGGGACGUGCUCGCACUCUCUGUCUCUACUCCUGCACAUCUGCACAAAAUCGGCCUGCUGGACCAUGUUACCAAUGACAUAGAAAGCGACAUCAAUUACUUGCUAAAGAUGGCCCUAGAGAAAAUUGCCUUCCUGCCCUUUGGCUACCUGGUGGACCAGUGGCGCUGGGGGGUCUUUAGUGGUCAUACCCCACCCUCCCGCUACAAUUUCGAUUGGUGGUAUCUUAGAACCAAGUAUCAGGGGAUCUGUCCUCCAGUUGUCCGGAAUGAAACACAGUUUGACGCUGGAGCCAAGUUUCAUAUCCCAAAUGGGACACCGUACAUCAGGUAUUUUGUGAGCUUCAUUCUACAGUUCCAAUUCCAUCAAGCACUGUGCAAGGAGGCAGGACACCAGGGCCCACUACACCAAUGUGACAUCUAUCAGUCUACCCAGGCUGGGGACAAGCUCCGGCGGGUACUGCAGGCUGGCCGCUCCAGGCCCUGGCAGGAGGUGCUGAAGGAGAUGGUAGGCUCAGAAACCCUGGAUGCCCAGGCAUUGCUAGAGUACUUCCAACCAGUCAGCCAGUGGCUGCAGGAGCAGAAUGAACGGAAUGGCGAAGUCCUAGGCUGGCCAGAGUAUCAAUGGCGCCCAUCGUUACCUGACAACUAUCCAGAAGGCAUUGACCUAGUGACGGAUGAAGCUGAGGCUGAGAGGUUCGUGGAGGAGUAUGACCGGACAGCCCAGGUGUUGUGGAACGAGUACGCAGAGGCCAACUGGCAAUAUAACACCAACAUUACCCUAGAGACCAGCAAGAUCCUGCUUCAGAAAAACAAGAAGGUGGCCAACCACACUCUGAAAUAUGGCACUUUGGCCCAGAAGUUUGAUGUGAGCAACUUCCAGAACGCUACCAUCAAAAGGAUCAUAAAGAAGGUUCAGAACAUGGACCGGGCAGUGCUGCCUCCUAAGGAGCUAGAAGAGUACAACCAGAUCCUGGUGGAGAUGGAGACGACUUACAGCAUAACCAACGUUUGCUACACAAAUGGCACUUGUCUGCAUUUGGAACCUGACCUGACAAACGUGAUGGCCACGUCCCGGAAUUACGAAGAACUGUUGUGGGUAUGGAAGAGCUGGAGAGAUAAGGUGGGGAGAGCCAUUCUCCCCCUUUUCCCAAAGUAUGUGGAGCUCUCCAACAAGAUUGCCCACCUCAACGGCUACGCUGAUGGAGGGGACUCAUGGAGAUCAUCAUAUGAGUCUAAAAACUUGGAGCAAGACCUGGAACAACUAUACCAAGAGAUACAACCACUCUACCUGAACCUACAUGCCUACGUGCGCCGUUCCCUGCAUCGCCAUUAUGGGUCUCAGCACAUCAACCUGGAUGGUCCCAUUCCCGCCCACUUGCUGGGGAACAUGUGGGCACAGACCUGGUCCAAUAUCUAUGACUUGGUGGCUCCCUUUCCUUCUGCCCCCAACCUGGAUGCCACGGAGGCCAUGAUAAAGCAGGGAUGGACGCCCAGAAGAAUAUUUAAGGAAGCUGAUGAUUUCUUUACCUCCCUGGGGCUGUUACCUGUACCAGCUGAAUUCUGGAACAAGUCAAUGUUGGAGAAGCCAAGCGAUGGAAGGGAUGUGGUGUGCCAUGCCUCAGCCUGGGACUUCUACAAUGGCAAGGACUUCAGGAUCAAGCAGUGCACCUCUGUGAACAUGGAGGACUUGGUGAUCGCCCACCAUGAAAUGGGCCACAUCCAGUAUUUCAUGCAGUACAAAGACUUGCCUGUGACCUUUCGGGAGGGUGCCAACCCUGGCUUUCAUGAAGCUAUUGGAGAUGUGCUGGCUCUGUCGGUGUCUACCCCCAAACAUCUUCACAACCUCAACCUGCUCAGUAGCGAGGGCGGUGGCUACGAGCAUGACAUCAACUUCCUGAUGAAGAUGGCCCUCGACAAGAUCGCCUUUAUCCCCUUCAGCUACCUCAUUGACCAGUGGCGCUGGAGGGUCUUUGAUGGAAGCAUCACCAAGGAGAAUUACAACCAAGAGUGGUGGACCUUCAGGCUGAAGUACCAGGGUCUCUGUCCUCCAGUGCCAAGAUCUCAAGAUGACUUUGACCCAGGGUCCAAGUUUCACGUUCCUGCAAAUGUGCCAUAUAUCAGGUACUUCGUCAGUUUUAUCAUCCAGUUCCAGUUCCACGAGGCACUGUGCCGAGCAGCUGGGCACACAGGUCCCCUGCACAAGUGUGACAUCUACCAAUCCAAAGCAGCGGGAAAGCUGCUGGCGGAUACCAUGAAGAUGGGCUACAGUAAGCCAUGGCCAGAAGCCAUGAAGCUGAUCACAGGCCAGCCUAACAUGUCAGCCUCUGCCAUGAUGAACUACUUCAAGCCACUGACGGAAUGGCUCAUCACUGAGAACAGGAGACAUGGAGAGACACUGGGCUGGCCACAAUACAACUGGACACCAAACACGGCUCGCUCAGAAGGCCCCUUUCCAGAGUCUGGCCGCGUCAACUUCCUGGGCAUGUACCUGGAGCCACAGCAGGCCCGUGUGGGUCAAUGGGUGCUGCUCUUCCUAGGCGUCUCCCUGCUUGUGGCCACCUUGGGUCUCACACAUCGGCUCUUCAGCAUCCGCCAACACCACAGCCUCCACCGGCCCCAUCGUGGGCCCCAGUUUGGGUCUGAGGUGGAGCUCAGACACUCCUGAGGUGACCCUGCUGUUGAGUCUGACAGAGGAGUGUCCCACGAGAAAUUGGAUGGGGGACAUGGUGUGUGGGUGGAACACACUCUUGCUGGGCCUUCCUCCUCCUGCCCUGCCCCCGCCUACUCUCUGCCCCUAGUCCCAGCCCUCAUUCUCUAGAUACCCAGCUUCUAACAUGGAAUCCCCCAUCCAGCCUCUGUGAAUACAAUUAAAGGUCCUCCCCGACACCUGA